ACGGAACAUUUUGCUGCUGGCAGCCUUUGACUGAACAUUAAGGAUUAAGAUUCAAUUUAAUAUUACAAGGAACCAAAUUAUAUAUAACUAAUCCCAACAAAAACGACAUUAAUCUCAGUCUAACGGAGCAGCUAUGCUGUAUAUUCUUGUUCUCCUCAUUCUAAUGGACCAGAGCUGUUUGAUGGUAAGUCAGCUCUAUGAGUAUCUCUACAUUAAUGAGGAAAAGACCUGGACUGAAGCUCAGCAGUACUGUAGAGAGAAACACACUGACCUGGCCACAGUGUCUAACAUGACAGACAUGAAGAGACUCCUUAGUACCAGAGCAGGACACAUGAAGGAAGCUUGGAUUGGUCUGUAUGACCAGACAGAUGGUGACAGAACAUGGUACUGGUCUCUGCCUGGAGUGGAGUUCAAUGAAAGUGAGACAAACUGGAACGAAAAUGAACCAAAUAAUGUUAUGGCAACUCAAAACUGUGGUAUUAUAUGGAGAGAUCGAAAAUGGGGAGAUGAGUCCUGCAAUAAACAUUUCUAUUAUCUCUGCUACAAUGAAACUAAUGCGUUAAACAAAUUCUACUUAAGUAAUGAAAAGAAGACCUGGCUGGAAGCUCAGACUUACUGCAGAGAGAAACACACAGACCUGAUCAGUGGACUGGACCAGCUAGAGAAUGAACAACUAAAAGAUACAUUUUUUUUUUCCACUCUUGAUCAAAGUGAAAGAUACAUAUUUACUGGUCUGUUCAGAGACACCUGGAGGUGGUCAGAUGAAAACAGUUUCUCUUUCAGACACUGGAACCUAAAGUUUGACAACCAAAUAUACAACAGUGGUCAAUGUGCCAUGACUGUGUUUAAUGAUGGAGGCAGAUGGAGGAAUGAGACAUGUGAAAAGAAAAGACCCUUUAUCUGCUAUGAUGAUAAAGUGAUCCUGGUCAAAGAAAAGAUGAACUGGGAGGAUGCGUUAUACUACUGCAGAGAUCACUACCAUGACCUGGUCACCAUCACCAGCCUGGAUGAGCAGAGAUGGAUCCAGGAGAAAGCCAAGAAGGCCUCGACUGAUUAUGUCUGGAUGGGACUGCGCUACACCUGUACUCUGGAUUUCUGGUUCUGGGUCAGUGAUGAGGUGGUCAGGUAUAAGAACUGGGCCUCAGGGGAACCAGUGGAUGACUGUGACAUGUCUGGAGCCAUGGAGACAGGAGGAGGACAUAAGUGGAGGAAAAUAAAUGAUCUAGAGGAGUUUAAUUUCCUCUGUUCAAAGUCCUAAAGCUCGUUAUUCUAUCUGAUGAAAGUCUUUUUAAUUCAUUUCACUACUUCUUCAGUUCCUUAGUAUGUAUUAAUUCUAUAGACUUUAUUUCUAGUAAUCUUGCUCUGUAUUGUAGACGCAGACGGUUAAGAAGUGCUUUUAGUUUUUAUUUUUCAAGCUUCAUAUGACUAACAUUACGUAGAAGUAUCACAAUGUGCCUUAUGGUAACUACCUUAAACUUUAAAAUGUGCUUUGUUUAUUUUAUUCAUUUGUCAAUGUAUAUCUUUAAAAAAAAAUAUCAAGGCUUUAAGGCUUUAAUACAGUCAGAAAAAUAAAAUGUUAUACUGUUUUAAAUGUAAAUUUCCAUUUUUUCCACCUCCCUUUUUAUGGUUAAAACAUUCAUACAUUCACAACAGAUGGAAGAGGCCACAAUGAUAUAGGAUUGAAAAGAAAAGUUCUACAUCAAGCAUGCAGGAAACAAGGGGGGGGGGCAUGCUAAUUAACUGAAUCUCUAUGACCCAAUGAAGAUCUAUUCUAA
Molecule: messenger RNA, 1775 nt
Organism: Cyprinodon tularosa
Lineage: Eukaryota; Metazoa; Chordata; Actinopteri; Cyprinodontiformes; Cyprinodontidae
Product: C-type mannose receptor 2-like
Exons: 5
Coding region: 134-1258 (374 amino acids)
Source: RefSeq, a predicted model, not a curated record